Messenger RNA from Manis javanica (Malayan pangolin), 1477 nucleotides. RefSeq names its product sperm adhesion molecule 1 (gene SPAM1). NCBI's taxonomy places the organism in Eukaryota, Metazoa, Chordata, Mammalia, Pholidota, Manidae. Gene Ontology annotation, cellular component: acrosomal vesicle. Gene Ontology annotation, biological process: fusion of sperm to egg plasma membrane involved in single fertilization; carbohydrate metabolic process; hyaluronan catabolic process. The record is from RefSeq and is a predicted model, not a curated record. Gene Ontology annotation, molecular function: hyalurononglucosaminidase activity.
AUGGGAGUGCUAAGGUUCAAGCAUACCUUCCUUAGGAGUUUCCUUGGGUCCGUUGCAGCAUCCCAGGCAGUGUUCACCUUCCUUCUGAUUUCAUGUUGCUUGACUCUGGACUUCAGAGCACCCCCUCUUAUCCCAGACACCCCUUUCCUCUGGGGCUGGAAUGUCCCAACUGAACUUUGUUUUGCAACAUUUAAUGUGCCUCUAGAUCUGAGACUCUUCUCUUUGAUGGGAAGCCCCCGAAAAGAUGCCAAAGAUCAAGACAUUACAUUAUUUUAUGCUGACAGACUUGGCUACUACCCUUAUAUAGAUGAAGCAACUGGCAGAAAUGUGAAUGAAGGAAUCCCCCAAUUGGGAUCCUUAAAAAAUCAUCUAGACAAAGCUACGGACAACAUUUUCUACUACAUUCAAACAGACAAGGUGGGCUUGGCUGUCAUUGACUGGGAAAACUGGAGGCCUCUCUGGGCAAGAAACUGGAAGCCUAAAGAUAUUUAUAGGAAUCAGUCUAUUGAAUUGGUUCAGCAAAAAAAUGUAAAGCUUAAUGUUGCAGAGGCUACCAAGAUAGCCAAAACAGAUUUUGAAAAGGCAGCAAAGAGUUUCAUGCAAGAGACUUUAAAGUUGGGAAAAUUACUUCGGCCAAAUCACUUGUGGGGUUAUUACCUUUUCCCUGAUUGUUAUAAUAAUGAUUAUAAUAACCCCAAUUACAAUGGAAGUUGCUUAGAUAUUGAGAAGAGCAGAAAUGAUGAGCUCAACUGGUUGUGGAAGGAAAGCACUGCCCUUUUUCCAUCCAUAUAUUUGAAUAGCAAAUUAAAGUCUCCUCAGAAAGCUACACUCUAUGUCCGUAAUCGUGUACAGGAAGCCAUUCGGAUUUCUAAAGUACCCAGUGCUAAAAGCCCACUUCCGGUUUUUGUAUAUGCCCGUCCUGUUUUUACUGAUGUGUCUUUGAAAUACCUAACUCAGGAUGACCUUGUGAAUACACUUGGUGAGAGUGUUGCUCUAGGUGCCUCUGGAUCUAUAAUUUGGGGAAGCCUCAAUUUCAGCCUCAGUAAGCAAUCGUGCAUGAACCUAGACAAUUACAUGAGGACUACACUGAAUCCUUACUUAAUCAAUGUCACCCUAGCAGCCAAAAUGUGUAACCAAGUGCUGUGCCAGGAUCAAGGAGUAUGUAUAAGGAAACACUGGAAUUCAAGUUACUACCUUCACCUGAACCCAGUGAAUUUUGCUAUUCAAACUGGAAAAGGUGGAACAUAUGCAGUACGUGGGAAUCCCACACUUGAAGACCUGAAGCAAUUUUCUGAAAGAUUUCAUUGCAGCUGUUUUGCCCACAUUAACUGUAAGGAGAGAGUUGACCUAAGAAAAAUUCGUAAGAUUAAUGUCUGUGCUACUGAAGAUGUUUGUAUAAAAUGCCCUUCUAAAAGCAGAACCAGGUGGUCAGCCUUCUAAGUUGGAUAUUUUCUUCAGAGAAAAGUAAAAAUAUGAA